Drosophila teissieri is the source of this 1047-nucleotide messenger RNA. RefSeq lists its product as uncharacterized. Lineage: Eukaryota; Metazoa; Arthropoda; Insecta; Diptera; Drosophilidae. The record is from RefSeq and is a predicted model, not a curated record. Bases 214 to 1047 code for a protein of 277 amino acids. The transcript is spliced from 3 exons.
AGUUCCCAAAAACUUACCGCUAUCUCAAGGUUGUGAAAACACAAGCGAGUUUUCGUGUGGCUUGAGCGCUUGUGGUUUCAGUUUCAUUUGAACUUUUUUUUCGUAGCGACAUUUUCGAGUCAGCGGCAUAAAAGUCUGGGCGACCAGUGAUUAGCAUUUAGUUGAAUUUUGAUUGCCACGGGUCCGGUACCGGUGUCUUCACCUCAAUCGGAAAUGCAUUUCUUUAUUGUGCCGUGCCUCCUAGGCCUUUCAGCCGCCAUUCCUCAAGGAUACAACUAUCAGGCCCAGCAACAGCUUCAAUCGUCGUCGCAUGCUGGUCAACUGCAGCUGCCUUCUGUUUCGCAGUUUGCCACCUUUGCGGAGCAGGCGAUUCUUCAGCAGGCGCUCCAGGCUCCCAAGGUGCAGCAGGUCCUGAACGGAGGAGAGGUGGACGCAUCUUACUCCCAGGAAAACAAGGCAUCUGUUCACCAACAGCCGUCGAUGCAGCUCAGCGCAAAUUUUGAGUAUAGUGCGCUGCCACAGGCACAGCAUCGACAGCAGCACAUCGUCUCCAAGGACAUCUACGUUCAUGUGCCACCAGCAGAAGGGCCAGAGGAUCGCUAUCCCCAGCCUGUUCUUCCGCCAGUACCCCCGCGCAAGCAUUAUCGCAUCGUUUUCAUCAAGGCGCCGACGCCUAGUGUCUCGAAGGCGGCGUUGCGCAUCAAGCAGGCUCCUGUGGAGGAGAAGACCAUCAUCUACGUGCUGACCAAGAAACCGGAUCCACUUGACCUCCAGACGGCCAUCGAGGAAAUCGCGCCCAAGCAGCCCAGCAAGCCAGAGGUCUUUUUUAUCAAGUACAAGACCCAGGAGGAAGCUGCGCAUGCGCAACGUACCAUUCAAGCUCAAUAUGACCAGCUUGGCGGCACAUCACAGGUUUCCGACGAGGGAGUCGCACCCGUUACAUCCGUGAUUGGUGUCCUGGACAACCAGCGCAACAGGGGAAUUUCAUCCGGACAGUUUUCGGGCUCCUUGUCAAACAGUUACUUGACAGCCAAUCUGCGUGCAUAG